GGUUGCUAAAUGAGUACCGGGACGAGACGACGUCGCGACGCACUCGUCGCAGUCACCCCGAGGGGUUACGGAUGUCCGAGUGCUUACGAGGAACCUGAUCUGUGACGAACUCCCUUCUUUACGAGACGAACGACGGUCGUGUGUUUCGACGGGCCGUGGAAGUGCUUACGUUGAGUUCGAGUAUUGAAAGCGUGUGAGGUCAAAUUUGGUGAAUGGAGCCUACUCAAAAGACUAGUUUACAACUCUUCAAGCACCAUAUUAUCUGUGCUAAAAACAAGAAUUGCAGAUAUUUCGGAAAAUAAUGAAGAUAUAAAAAUACAAGAAUUCGAAAGAGGAAAUAACACGCCGCUAUAUUCAAUCUACGAAACGUUUCACGGAAGUGAAAAUACUGAACGAACGUGAAAAAAAUAUCGAACGAGAAGAUAUAUGAUCAAAAGCCAAACAAUGCUGUUCACAAUUGCAAUUUCUAUCUACAUACUAAAUUCACUAUGGAUAACUUGUCAAGCAGUGCCCUUGAUAGAUCUAAGAAAUACAAUGGAACAAAACGUCCUGGAUGCUAUGAUCACAUCAGCAUGUUCUUCGAAUGGAGAGUGCUGGGAAUGGCUACCAAUACAAGAACUUCAUGAAAAUAUUCCUACAGUACCAGAAAAUCUACCUAUAUUAAAAACACUUGUCCGACGACAAACUCUAAAUACAGAUCCAAAUACAAUAAUAGACUCAUGGAAUGAUGGUGCUGCAACAUUAGAGAAAAACAGUCAAUCAUAUAUAAUUGCUAAACGAAAUGGAAAUAAAUUUUCGAAGAAAGAUGCACUUAUGCCUCGCGGCUGGAGUGCUGGUGGUAUGCCCUUUUCUGUUCUUUACAUGAAUCCAUACGGCCCUCGUGGGAAUCAUGCCAAUACAGAGCAACAACAUGAAAUAGGGAAAACAGUUGAAACUUCAACACCAUCAUUGGCACAGUCUAAUUCCCGCAUUGCAAUUCGUAAUGGAAAUCCUUCACUACCAAGAAGACAGUAUUCGAUAAUACCGCAGCUUUUUAUAUCUUAUGGAUGGGGUUCAUUCGGUAAAUAAAGAGGAUCUAGUAUUUAAUAAAAUACUACAGUAUAAAUGGAAUAUUGAUCUCAGAAUAUUGGUAUACAAGGUCAACUGUAGAAAUUUUGAUUCGUGAAUAGCUUUAAAUAAGUAUUUUGGCAGACUAUGUACUUAAAUGCAAGUUAAUUUUACUGACAUAAAUUGUAUUUUAAAUUUUUUGUUAAACUAUCUAUAAAUACUAAAGUUAAAAUUUC
Messenger RNA from Megachile rotundata (alfalfa leafcutting bee), 1283 nucleotides. RefSeq lists its product as uncharacterized. The record is from RefSeq and is a predicted model, not a curated record. Lineage: Eukaryota; Metazoa; Arthropoda; Insecta; Hymenoptera; Megachilidae.